CGAGCGGCGCCGCAGGCCGCCGCGUUGGGGCAGUCGGCGGAGGGAAGUGGCGCAGCAUGAUGCGGCUGUGGCGCUCGGCGCUGCUGCGGGAGCUGCUGCUGCUCGGCCCACCUGGGACCGGCAGGACGGGUCCCGCCGCCGGUUCUAGGCGCCUGCCGCCCCCGCUGGCAGCCUUCGGCGCGGGCUUGCCCGCUUCUCGACGCGGCCCGGGUUUGGCGACGCCACCACCUUCGGCGCGGGGUUUAUGUACUCGCUCGGAGGGAGCCUUGGAGGAACCGGGAAAGGGGUCGCAGGCACCGUCGCCGACCCCCGGCGAGCCCCCCGCAGAUAGCGGCCACAACAAUAACCACGGCGGCGGCAAGGAGCUGGUCGGAGGCGGCGGCGGGGAUAAUAAAGUGAAGCAAGGUCUUCUUCCUAGCUUAGAAGAUCUACUUUUCUAUACCAUUGCAGAAGGACAAGAGAAAAUACCAGUUCAUAAAUUUAUAACUGCACUCAAAUCUACAGGAUUACGUACAUCUGACCCUCGGUUGAAGGAGUGCAUGGAUAUGUUAAGACUGACCCUUCAGACAACUUCAGAUGGAGUUAUGCUGGACAAAGACCUUUUCAAAAAGUGUGUACAAAGUAAUAUUGUGUUGCUCACUCAAGCUUUCAGGAGGAAGUUUGUCAUUCCAGAUUUCAUGUCAUUUACUUCACAUAUUGAUGAGCUGUAUGAAAGUGCUAAAAAACAAUCUGGAGGAAAGGUUGCUGACUAUAUUCCACAACUGGCCAAGUUCAGCCCUGAUUUGUGGGGUGUCUCACUUUGCACAGUGGAUGGACAGAGGCAUUCCGUUGGUGAUACCAAAGUUCCAUUUUGUCUUCAGUCUUGUGUAAAGCCUCUGAAAUAUGCUAUUGCUGUUAAUGAUCUUGGGACAGAAUAUGUGCACAGAUACGUUGGCAAAGAGCCCAGUGGAUUAAGAUUCAACAAAUUGUUCCUGAAUGAAGAUGACAGGCCUCAUAACCCUAUGGUGAAUGCUGGAGCAAUUGUGAUCACAUCUUUAAUCAAGCAAGGAGCAAAUAACGCAGAAAAAUUUGACUAUGUGAUGCAGUUCAUGAAUAAGAUGGCUGGUAAUGAGUAUGUUGGAUUUAGUAAUGCUACGUUCCAGUCUGAAAGGGAGAGCGGAGAUAGAAACUUUGCAAUUGGCUAUUACUUGAAAGAGAAAAAGUGCUUUCCUGAAGGCACAGAUAUGGUUGCUAUACUAGACUUCUAUUUUCAGCUUUGCUCAAUAGAAGUAACAUGUGAAUCUGCAAGUGUGAUGGCAGCAACCCUGGCCAAUGGUGGCUUUUGCCCAAUCACUGGUGAAAGAGUGCUGAGUCCUGAAGCAGUCCGGAAUACCUUGAGUUUAAUGCAUUCCUGUGGCAUGUAUGACUUCUCAGGGCAAUUUGCCUUCCAUGUUGGUCUUCCUGCAAAAUCCGGAGUUGCUGGUGGGAUUCUUCUGGUUGUUCCUAAUGUCAUGGGCUUGAUGUGCUGGUCACCUCCUUUGGACAAGAUGGGCAACAGUGUUAAAGGAAUUCACUUUUGUCAUGAUCUGGUUUCCUUGUGCAACUUCCAUAACUACGAUAAUUUGAGGCACUUUGCAAAAAAGCUUGAUCCUCGCAGAGAAGGUGGCGAUCAGCGGGUGAAGUCUGUGAUCAAUCUGCUAUUUGCUGCCUACACAGGGGACGUCUCUGCACUCCGGAGAUUUGCUCUCUCAGGAAUGGAUAUGGAACAAAGGGACUAUGACUCACGGACUGCCCUGCAUGUAGCAGCUGCAGAAGGACACGUGGACGUUGUUAAAUUCCUUCUGGAAGCAUGCAAAGUAAAUCCUUUCCCCAAAGACAGGUGGAACAACACUCCUAUGGAUGAAGCUUUACAUUUUGGCCACCACGACGUGUUUAAAAUCCUUCAGGAAUAUCAGGUCCAAUACACACCAUCGGAGGAUGCCAGCGAGGGCAAGGAGAACCGAACGGUUCACAAGAACCUGGAUGGCUUGUUAUAAAUCAUCUGCAGCUCGAGCCUGAGAAUCAGAUCACCCACCUGUUUUAAUUGUGGUAGACUUAAGUCAUGAAGAGCGUGUGUGUGUUUCUAUCUGAUAGUGAUAUCUCUUUUCUAGAAGUCUCUGUCACUUCAGUGUUAUGUUACAGGAGUUUCUAUACGCACAGGACAAAUCCAAUCUCUCUCUCUCUCUCUCUCAAAAAAAAAAAAACAAACCACAAAAAAAAAGAAACCUAACCAAGAAUCUCCCUCCAUAAUGUGAGCAAUAUUACCUCAUGCUGCAUAGAAUUGAUGUAGAAAAACAAUAUUUAGCUGUUGUUGGCUUUACUGUGCGCUACUUAAUUUAUUUUAGUUUUCUUCUUUAUGUGUUUUUUUUUUUUUUUUUUCGGGGUGUGUUCUCUAUCAACUCUAGUCUGUGGUCAGGAAUUAUUUCUUUUUUUCUGCUGAGUGUUUUUUUGUUUGUUUUUCUGUUUCUCUAGCCCUCUGUUUCCAGUAUGGCCAAGAUGAGCUGGAAUACUGUCAGGUAUGAGUGUCAGUGAGGUUCUUCAGAAGCUGAGGAUGCCGAUGUAGAUUUAGGUAGAGCGUGUGAAGGAUCUGCACUUAACCUUUUGGAGGUGGGGGAGGGAAACAAAAACCAAACCAACCCCAAAUCUUGAAAAUCUUUCCAUGCAAUCUUGUUUACAUAAUAUAAAUAUCCACAAGAGUCUUGUAGGUGACACUUGUCAAUGGUGUAGGCUUGUAGUUAGAAAGAGUCUUUGUCAGGGAAUUCUGUGUUGAGGUUUGUUUGACCAAAUGGUGUAGGAAAUGUGAGUUGUGCCAUCACAGGCUGUUUAGUGGGGUUUUGUGUUUGAUUUUGAAGCAUUUCAGUUCCCUUUGUCUCUCCUCCCUCCUUGUUCAGCUGCUAAAGUGCUUCCCCUUGUGGCUGGGGGCCGCAGGUGCUUCCCCUCGAUGCAGUCGUGUUCCUUGCAGGUUUAUCUACACUACAGCCUUCACAAGCUGCAGCGACCCCUCCCCGGGGCUGCUGCUCCGCAGCUGCCACAAGAACCAGCAAGGGAGUUGGAAGUUUGUUAAAGGCAAAGUGCUACACCAAAUAUUACCUGCACAUCUGACCUAACGUAAGGCUUGUGGGUAAGGAACACAAGUGGAGUGAAACAGCUUUAAGGAGCAAAAGAGCCAAUGACAGCAUGAGCAGAGCAGGAAAUAAGCCACAUUUUGUGUCCGUUCUCUUCUUGCACUAUCAUUAACCCAGGGAGCAAGGAUUACUGCACCAGUGGGAUUCCACUGGUGCAGAACAAGUUGCUCAGUAUCAGAGCACAAGUAGAAGAUGCUUUUUGUGGUGAAGGGUGGCAUUUAUUGCCCCACCACUGCAACCAGCCCUGUCAAGGGGAACACAGGUGUCUAGGUAUCUGUUGUCUGUAGAAGUGCAAUGUUGGGGCAGCUGCCUCAUCCCAGGGGCAGUUGCCUCUGCUGUAAAACCUCAGAAGUGAGCAGCCACUUAGCAUUUUGUAGUGUUGGAUAUUCACAAACCAUCAGAGUUGUUGGACAUAGGCAAGAGUUUGAGCACAAGAGUUUUUAGGCACGAAUGCUUUUAGCACAUGGCGAAGGACAUGGUGCUUGAGGAGCGUGUGCAUGGCUGUUUUGACCCUAGCAUGUAGUGUACAAGUCAGAGUUCCACUUUUCUGUGUUCAGGCACCAAAGCCUGAUAAAACAGUGCCCCAAUUCUUUGUAGAACGGCCCAAGCACUUUAAUGAUCUGAACCACGUUAGCCUCCUUUUGCAAAUGGGCACACUAAGGUCUAGAGAGGAGCCAGUAGGGCAGUCUAGCUGACGAUCCUCCUCUUGGAGUCCUGUACAGUCUCUCAUUGCCAUGCCAUACUGCCUCCCUGCAAGGAGGAUAAGCCACAUGGAGAAGUGCUUGAUAAACCAGCACAGGGACAGCUUCAUCAUAAGGGAGACAUCCUGGGAGAGUUUUGGAAGCCUAAAGCUCCAAACCAGCAUUUCAGAGCUUGCCGGCAUGGUUAUCAAACACUUUUCCUCCCCCUCUUCUUGUUGAUGAGUUGUGGCUCCUGGUUCUGUGUUUUUGUUCUGUUUGCUGAAGAUCAGCUGUUUUUCUGAUGGCUUUCAACCCUUUCAAGUCCUGUAUCACAGCUACCUUACUGCUAGGCAAAAAACUGAAGAAAAUGGGCUCCAGUACUCUACUGAGCCACUCUGACAGCUGAAGAGCACAGGUCUCUUUUCUGCUGCACCCUGAGCUAAAUUCCAAACAGAUUUUUCUCUGUCAGCUUUAGCGUGGAGGAGCAUUUUCAGAUAGGCUCUAGUUUAGUAUUCUGGAUGUCAAUGCUAAUCUGACUUUGUCCAUAUAUGUAGUUUUUUUUCCUGUUCAAGUACAUCCUUUGGCUGCUCAGAAAAAUACCUGAUUUAGCUUUAGUUAACUGAAAUUUGCAGUGUUCCAGCUGGUGUUUUUGUUUUGUUUUUUUAAGAUAGGUAUAUAGUACCUAUUAUAUUAAAGUACCUAUAUAUUAAAGAUAAAAGAAGGCAUUUUUCUCUGAGUUAACCUUAAGGAUCCUGGCUAAACUUAACCCUUUCGUGAGUCAUACUGAGUGCUUUUUGCCAGCCUUUGCUUUUUGCUGGUUUUAGUAUUUCCUCACAGUGAGCCAGAAGCAUCAUUUUAGCAUCAUCCAGUCCAGCACUGCAGCUGCUUAGACCCGAUGUUAUUUAUGACUGUAAAGCUGGUAGCAGUACCUUGGUUUGGCUAUUCAUCCUUCCCCACACCUAGCUUCUACCAUUGCUAGCUUUUGGUUCUCUUCUCGGCCGCCACCUUUCUUAACACUCCAAAGAAACUUUUCCCUCCCACCCUUCUUUUGGUUUUUUUUUUGUCAUGUAUGCUCCCUGCCAUAUCACAGCCUCCAGUUGUUUCAGCUAACUUAAUGCUUUGUACUCAGCAAUACUGUCAUAGUCCUAGCAUUAAUUAGCCCACCUUUGUGAACAAAAAAUGUAUCGUACCACAUUGAUUCUCAUUUUUGUUCUGCUUCAGAGUUGGGCUGUCUGUGACUGUACUUCUUGGCAGUGUCAUUGUAACCGGACUGGGCUGAUCGCUUGACUUUUAGAUUCUGUCUUGUGGGGACUAGACAGUGAUGAAUGUAUUUCUAGCAGUUUCCCAUGAAUGAAUCUAAACUUGAGCUGUACUGGUUCUGAAAAAGAAAGUUAUUUAUUUUAGGAAAUAAAAAUCCAGAUAGUGUUGCUUUUUACAGCAUAAUAAAUGGAAAUACCAAGA
Molecule: messenger RNA, 5284 nt
Organism: Pogoniulus pusillus (Red-fronted tinkerbird)
Lineage: Eukaryota; Metazoa; Chordata; Aves; Piciformes; Lybiidae
Gene: GLS
Product: glutaminase
Exons: 18
Coding region: 57-2015 (652 amino acids)
Biological process (GO): L-glutamine catabolic process
Molecular function (GO): glutaminase activity; protein binding
Source: RefSeq, a predicted model, not a curated record